This is a messenger RNA of Pichia kudriavzevii, 756 nucleotides long. RefSeq lists its product as uncharacterized. NCBI's taxonomy places the organism in Eukaryota, Fungi, Ascomycota, Pichiomycetes, Pichiales, Pichiaceae. The coding region runs from base 1 to 756 and encodes 251 amino acids. The transcript has a single exon. The record is from RefSeq and is a predicted model, not a curated record.
AUGCUGGCAAGAACCGUAUUGAGAGCAGCAGCUCAGAGGAGCAUGAGAGUUGGGGCAGUUACCCCUCCAAGGGCGUUCCACUCGUCCCGCAUUGCCAAGGUCGACAUUGAUGCUGAAAUCAAGUGUCGUGAGCUCUUGGACAAGCUUCCAUCUUUGGAACAUCUCUUCCAGAACGAGGAUGGUACCAAACGGACUCCCUCGGAGACGGAACUUAAGACGAUUGCGUAUCUCAACACAUACUCUAAGGAGAGACGUUUGUCACUCAUGGAACAGCUCUUCACUUUCCCAAAGAAGUACGAGGACCUCUAUCUCGAGAACGACGAGGAUCUAUACAAGCUGAAGGCGUCCUCCGGUCUCAUCAUUGACAAGAUUCCAUAUGAGGACACUGCCACUGGCGAAAUCAAGUGGAAGAUUGUCAGAGAUGGCGAGGAGAAGGAAGGUUGGGAGAACAUUGCACAUGUUCUCUUUGUGCCUGCCUUUGCCUUCUUAGUUGUUGCCAUUUUCUUUAGAGACGACAUGGACGUCACCGAGUGGGCAAAGAGAGAGCUCCUUUACAGAGUCAAGACAAGGGCAGAGGAGGAAAACGACACUGCUGUAUUGGACAGUUUCAAGAAACAUGGUGACGACCCAACCAGUUACAAGUUCGACUUGGCGGCCUUCAGCAAGGACGACGACGUCAUUGUGGAGAGAAUUCUCUCUGGAGAAUACGACAAGAUGGCAAAACUUAAGGUGAAACAAUCCAGCAUGGGAAACUAG